Fomitopsis serialis is the source of this 717-nucleotide messenger RNA. RefSeq names its product phosphoribosyltransferase-like protein. Lineage: Eukaryota; Fungi; Basidiomycota; Agaricomycetes; Polyporales; Fomitopsidaceae. The record is from RefSeq and is a predicted model, not a curated record. Gene Ontology annotation, molecular function: adenine phosphoribosyltransferase activity; AMP binding; adenine binding. The transcript has 6 exons. Gene Ontology annotation, cellular component: cytoplasm. Bases 150 to 665 code for a protein of 171 amino acids. Gene Ontology annotation, biological process: AMP salvage; adenine salvage.
AUCUGGUUUUGUACCACAAUCACGAUCAUCGCUGCACCCUCUACACUGAGAGUCCGAGGAGAAAAAUGUCGGCGGCUGCGUGCAUUUCGCAUCUUGUCCUGGCCAUCUGUCCUGGUCUGUAGCCGGCCAACCUCCCACCACAAGGCAAGAUGGCAGACGUCGAACACCUGAAGAGCCUCUUAACCGUACAUCCUGACUUCCCCAAGAAGGGCGUCAACUUCCUCGACAUAUUCCCCAUCCUCCGAGAUCCCGUCGCUUUCGAGUCCCUCAUAACACACCUCGUGCACCAUCUGACUUCGCAGACGAUCCCGCGGUCGUCGUCGAAGAAGAUCGAUGUCGUCGUCGGCCUGGAUGCGCGGGGGGCGGCGUUUGUGCCGGUGCGAAAGAAGGGCAAGCUGCCUGGGUCAUGUGUGACAGCGACGUACGAAAAGGAGUACGGUGCAGACUCCUUCGAAAUGCAAGAAGAGGCGAUCAAGGCAGGCCAGAACGUGGUAGUUGUGGAUGAUCUCAUCGCGACUGGCGGAUCUGCCAAAGCGGCGGGACAGCUCGUCAACAAGGUUGGGGGCAAAGUGCUCGAAUACCUCUUCAUCAUUGAGCUGCCUUUCCUCAAGGGUGCCCAGCAACUCGACGCACCCGUCUACUCCAUGAUCCAAGCGGACGACUGAUGCGCAUUUUUCUCAUGUUAAUUAGGAGGGUAGAAUCCAGAUGUCUCAGGCA